GAGUUGGGGAUGUCAACCGCAGGACAAACUUGGCCCAAGGGGGUAGUGAGUAGGAUGCGGAUUGAGCUUCAGCUGUUGGAGGUCUGGGACUAGGAUCCUUCACUGAAACAAAACCGGAAGGAAAAGAAGACUGAGGUUGACUUUUUAACUGAACUCCAAAAUUCUCCAAGCAACAGAAUGGGCCAAACGUGUACCAGGCUCGCUUCCGGCGUCAUGGCUCAAAGGGCCUUCCCGAAUCCUUAUGCUGAUUAUAACAAAUCCCUGGCCGAAUGCUACUUUGAUGCUACCGGGAGGCUGACUCCUGAGUUCUCACAACGCUUGACCAACAAGAUUCGGGAACUUCUUCACCAAAUGGAAAGAGGCUUAAAGUCCGCAGACCCUCGAGAUGGCACUGCUUACACUGGCUGGGCAGGUAUUGCUGUGCUUUACUUACAUCUCUAUGAUGUAUUUGGGGACCCUGCCUACCUACAGAUGGCACAUGGCUACGUAAAGCAAAGUCUGAACUGUUUGACCAAACGUUCCAUCACUUUUCUUUGUGGGGAUGCAGGCCCCCUGGCGGUGGCUGCUGUGCUGUAUGACAAGAUAAACAACGAGAAGCAGGCAGAAGAUUGCAUUACACGACUAAUUCACCUAAAUAAGAUUGAUCCCCAUGCCCCAAAUGAAAUGCUUUAUGGACGAAUGGGCUACAUCUCUGCUCUUCUUUUUGUCAAUAAGAACUUUGGAGUGGAAAAGAUUCCUCAAAGCCACAUCCAGCAGAUUUGUGAAACAGUUUUAACCUCUGGAGAAAACUUAGCUAGAAAGAGAAACUUCACAGCAAAGACUCCACUGAUGUAUGAAUGGUACCAGGAAUAUUAUGUGGGGGCUGCUCAUGGCCUGGCAGGAAUUUAUUACUACCUGAUGCAGCCCAGCCUUCAAGUGAGCCAAGUGAAGUUACAUAAUUUGGUCAAGCCCAGUGUAGACUACGUCUGCCAGCUGAAAUUCCCUUCUGGCAAUUAUCCUCCUUGUGUGGAUGAUAAUCGAGACCUGCUUGUCCAUUGGUGUCAUGGUGCCCCAGGAGUAAUCUACAUGCUCACUCAGGCCUAUAAGGUGUUCAAAGAGGAAAAAUAUCUCUCGGAUGCCUAUCAGUGUGCUGAUGUGAUCUGGCAGUACGGGCUGCUGAAGAAGGGAUACGGGCUGUGCCACGGCGCUGCGGGGAACGCCUAUGCCUUCCUGAACCUCUACAACCUCACGCAGGACAUGAAGUACCUGUAUAGGGCCUGUAAGUUUGCUGAAUGGUGCUUAGAGUAUGGAGAACACGGAUGCAGAACACCUGAUACCCCCUUCUCCCUCUUUGAAGGAAUGGCUGGAACAAUAUAUUUCCUGGCUGACCUGCUGGUCCCAGCAAAAGCCAGAUUCCCUGCAUUUGAACUCUAAAAGGAAAGCAUGUCCCCUGCAACUCACUGCAUGACCCUUUCUGUAUACUCAAACCUGGGCUAAAUGCUUUUGUUGCUUUUCAAGGAAACAGAGUCAAACUGUGUACUUGCUUUAAUUAAUACGUUUUUCAGAAUUUGUCUUUAGUUCAGUUUCUUUUCUUUAUCAUUGACUUUUACUUAAAAGUAUCCAAGGAAGUCUUUUAACUUCAAUUUCUUUCUACCCACCGGUAAUAUAUACAGUAUUUUGAAGUCAUAUGUGUAUAUUUUAGAACUUUGAAGAAAUCUUACUUAAGUUUAUAACUAUCUGUUACUGUUCUAAAAAUAUUUAAAAGAAACUAUAGAUAAAGGAAGAUAAAUAUGACUAUUAUUGAAAAUUUUUCUCCACCUCUUCUCUUUAAUAUUUUUCCUCCAACAGGAGGGCAGAUAGUUUUACAAUUUGCUUUUCUCUGGUUGAUUUUGAAAGGGGACAAAAAUAUAACUGUAUGCUUCCAUGGGAAAAAUUCCAAGAGUUGCAAACUGGACUUGGGACCUAAAUACCAUUUUUUUAAUUCAUGAAGCUAUGUGGACCAGAGGUAAUCGUAUUUUCAAAUAUGCCUAUUUUCAUCUGUAAGGCAUCUAAGCUUCCUAAGCCAACAUUAUAAUCAAAAACUUCUAAAACAUGGUGGUUGUGAAAAUUUUUAUUUGAAGGUUACUUCAAGAUAAGCUAACAAUAACAGUUUAUUGUGUUCUCUAAAAUAAUCUAGUGUAUUUUGGAACUAUUUAUUUAAAUGUGUUUUUCUGUAUUCACAAAAUAACAGGAAGCUAAUUUUCUGUGUGUGGAUAUGCUCUGAGUUAGGAUUCCAGUCCACUCUGACUGACCUUGUAAACUUCAGCUUGUGUUUUACUUAACUUUGUAGUGACUAUGCUUUAGAGCUGGCUAUUUGGUAUAAGCCAUUUUCCAAACGUAUUUUCCUUCCUAUCAGUUUUUCUGAACAUUGAUCUUUUCACUAAAUAGUACAGCAUUCUAUUUCUGUUUAAAAAAGGGAACAGGAAGGGGAAUGCCAUAUAACCAAUAACUUGAACAAGAACACGAAGCUUUUGAUAGAAAUGCUGUUUACUUAGGAGGUAUUAUCCAGAAUUCAUGCUGAGAACAAAUGGAUGUCUGCAUAUCCUAGGCUUAACAAUUCCUUGAUUUCUGAGACCACAGAAUCAGGUUUUAUAUGAUAGAUGAAGACUCCCUGGUGCUUCACAUUCUGUACAAAUGUUUUGACUCAUCAGCUCCUACUCCUACUCCUUCCAUUGCUGCCCUCCCCACUCCUGUUUUGUCUCUUUUUGACUAAUGAAAAAUUUUAGCUUCAAAAUAACAGGGUCUAAGAAUUUUUAAUGUGCCUAUUUCACAGCUCUCUUGAUCACAAAAAAUAUACUAUUUUUAUUAGAACUUUGAACCAAAUUUCCACUGAGUGUGUGCUGUUUCCUGCAGGUAGCAGUCCUCUAGUAUUUUCUAUUUAGCACCAAAAUAGCUAAUAUUACUGGAAAUCAUCAGACCCUUUAAAGGCCACUGACAGUAGGCUCUAAAAAGCAACCCACUGCUCAAUUCCUAGGAUUAGCUAUCUCCUUCUGUGAUUGUGUAAGUAGUGGACGACAUUGUGCCUCUCGUAUUCCUGUAGUGCUUCCAGUAAGCCGCGUGCAAGCUCUGCCUUUCUUUUUUUGCAACUAAACACUAAAUCUUUAUUGAAUUUUUAUUAUAAUAGCAAUAUAAUAUUAGUAAAUAGAAAUACAGAGUAAAGAGAAUACAGCAAUAUAGUUUGAAGAAGGGGUGGGGUAGGGAGUUGCAGGGGUAAGGAGAGGAGGCGGGCAGCGGUAGCGGGGGGUGGUUCUGGCAGGGAUGUUUAUUCAUCACUUUCCUAAAACUUCCAUGAAUAUUUACCAUCCAUGAUGAUCAAUUACAUUCCAGAUGCCUAUCCAUCAAUCUAGGGCCUCUAUUAAAUUAUUAAUCCAAUACCUUUGAACUUUCUCCCACUAGGGUUUUAUCCAUGUCCAAUUCACUCUAAAUAGGUUGAUCUCCCUGCAGUUCUCCCUGAGUUUAUUUGGAGUCUUUAAGGGAAGCAGUUACAGGAUAAAAGGUCAUAAGUAAGUACACAUGUCCACUUAUAGAGAUAGCUAAUACAUAAUAUCAUUCUAACUUUCUAAAUAACCCACCCACUUAAGAUUAAUAUGUCCCUCCCACCCAAAAGUAUUUAUGAUUACAUAUAUCCCCUAUUACUUAAAAUGAUUACACAAAGAAAUAAAAACAAUGCAAUUUUCCACAGACCAAUUCAACAGCAUUCUACAAUCUGAAGCAACAAAGAACUUUCAGUCCCAUCAGAUAAGUGUUCUCUCUUUAGAUGAAAAUGUAGCAUGAUUCCCCUGGGCUCUUCAUUUCUGCAGGUGGUCCUUCAUUUCACCCAGGUCUUUUUCCAGCAGAGUAUUCUCCGUUGUCAAUCUUGCAACUGUAUGUGAUAUGAGAUGUCUGUGGUGGAUAACAGCUGGAUCAAUUCAGGAGUCCAAGAGGUACCUGCAAACUCAAACAUAAUUCCAAACUGCACCCUAUAGGUGUGCCCCUCUUAUUUUGUGCACCUGUAAGUUAACUGUAAUACUUCACAUGAUUUAAUCAAACUAAUUCUCCUUUUUCCAGCAUCUAAGACAAAUACCUCAUUGUUCAUACUAAAUUGACCCUUCAGAAAUAAAUGUAUGUGAACUUUCUGUUUCAGUAUCCUAGCAUAAUGACUUUAGCCAGUUCUCUCCAGGCUUGUCUAACAAUAGGAGCUCUUAGAUCUUCAUCUUCCUUAAUUAACAAUGCAAAUUUUGGCCAAAAUCAAUUAAGUAAUCUUGUCAGUUUGUUUCAAGCUCCCUUUCUAACUCUUCAGACAUCAAAUUCCCUUGCUUUUUCCUUUCUUAUGAAUCAAUAUGGAAAAUGCCAAAAAAUUUUAAAGGAUUCAGUUAACAAAAGUUUGAUCAACAGCAUUGAAAUAAAUCAAUUAAAGUGAAAGGAAACUUAGCCAAAGGAAACUCUGCCUUUCUUGUGAAAGUUUCCGAUCAGCGAUGUCAGCAUUUACAGUAGGAAGCAAAAGUAGUGCACAGCAAAGCUCAUUUGCCUUUGGCUGGGUGUCCAACUUAAAAGAAUGAAGCUCAUUUGGUUUAGUUAAAUGUCUUACGAUACUGUGCCUGUUCUUUUAGCUACUAUAGUUACUAGCUGAGGGGGAAAAAACAAAACACACUCUGAGCCAGAGGAGACUUCAUCACAGUGUUCCACUAAGCAUCUUGAUUAGUUUAACCCCAGGAAGACUUCAAGUCAGGGAGAAGAACAUUUCGAAUAAGAUUCAUGUUAAUGUUUGGAUUGCAGUUUAGCUGCUAUCAUCCCUUAACAAAUUCAUCAACACAAACAUAAUUCAAAGGUUUUUUGUGUUUUUGUGUGUUUACCUUUUUAAGAUUUAUUAAACUAUCCACUCCCACUAUUUCACUUGACCAGGAAAAAAAAAAUAUAUUAAACUGGAAAGAUUUCAUAUUUGUGUCAUUGUUUGUUUUAUUUAUGCUUAAGAGCUAAAAAAGUUUUGAUAGGAUUUUAAACUCAGGCAAAGCUACAAUGCUGAGACCAGUCCCCCAACUGGGGACUGAAAGCACCUUUUGCACUAGCUGUCUUAGUUUUGAAAGGAAGCGGCAGCCCUAUUUCAGUUCUAUCUCUAUUACAUUUUUCCCUUAGAUAUUUUUCUGCCUAGUAAAAACCCUUCCCCAAAAGUGGCUUCCUAGAAAACUCAAUAGGAUCUCUGAUCUCCAUGCACAGAUGAGGUCAUAAAACCUUCAGAGGUUGUCAAGCAGUGUUCAUUUAUCCCGUCAUAUGUUUCUGUUUGUGUAGUUCUGAGAAAUUGCAAGUAAUUAACUUCAACAUGUAAAAAGUGUUAACAUUAUCAUGACCAUUUCCAUAGAUCCCACUGGCAUUGGUCUCAUCUGAGUUGUUAGUCUUUAAUCCUCAGAGUCAUAGGCUCCCUUUUCAUCUUUGAUGUCAGUUCCAAUUAUUUGGCAUCAAAUGCCUUCACAGUAGAUAGAGUUUUAGGUAAAAGUGGAUUAAGGCCAUUUUCUCUCCUUAACACUUCCCUAAAUAACUGAAUUAAGGGGAAUAUUCUGCUUCUAUGUCCUCAGGUUAAUUUGUGCAUGAUCCUUAUGAUGAUGCCCUGCCUUGUACUAGCGUAUUUUGAAAUAUAAAAUGUGAAGAGAAUAUUGACUCCUGUACUCCUUUGGUUACUAGAAUUCAUUUGUAGUCCUUUAUCACUCAUACUGAAUUCUCAUUCCAUUUCUGCUUCCCUUAAAUAAGUCAGAGCUCCCAUUUCUGUAUUUUCUGUACUAUUGAGCCAUAGAAGAACUGGUUCGCUCUUAGAGAUAUAAAACAAAGUGUAUAGAAUAUUCAGAGAACCCACCCCAAUGUUAUAUUGUCUUUUAAUGGAAGGGCUGGGAUCAUAGGUAUUUCUGUGUUCUAUAAACGAUGUGGCUUGCUGGUUCUCAAUAAAAUUUUAUUAAGACUGUA
Molecule: messenger RNA, 5949 nt
Organism: Microcebus murinus (gray mouse lemur)
Lineage: Eukaryota; Metazoa; Chordata; Mammalia; Primates; Cheirogaleidae
Source: RefSeq, a predicted model, not a curated record